This is a messenger RNA of Sebastes umbrosus (honeycomb rockfish), 6718 nucleotides long. RefSeq names its product ATP-binding cassette, sub-family A (ABC1), member 5 (gene abca5). The transcript is spliced from 38 exons. Gene Ontology annotation, biological process: lipid transport; transmembrane transport. Gene Ontology annotation, cellular component: membrane; intracellular membrane-bounded organelle. Gene Ontology annotation, molecular function: lipid carrier activity; ABC-type transporter activity; ATP hydrolysis activity. The coding region runs from base 173 to 5206 and encodes 1677 amino acids. Lineage: Eukaryota; Metazoa; Chordata; Actinopteri; Perciformes; Sebastidae. The record is from RefSeq and is a predicted model, not a curated record.
GGGAUCUGAUUGGUUAAUGUCACAUCUGUGUUUGACAGGCGGAAGUAGCGACGCCAGAGAGAAACCAGAGAUCUCUUCUGUUAGAGCUCAUCUUUAGGAGCUUUACUGGACAACUAAACACCUUCUGUAAUGUGAGACUGUUACACCACAGACUGAGGAAGGAUAUGCAUUAAUGUAUUUCAUACCUGAGGCUAGCAUUAGGGAGACGACUUCUCGUCCAUACGUCAUCCAGAUGAGGCAUGCUGGAAGUAUGCAGCCCACGUACAGAAGAGAUGCUGGAGUCUGGCACCAAACAAGAAGUCUUCUCUACAAGAAUCUGCUCAUCAAAUGGAGGACCAAGCAACAGAGUCUUCAGGAACUGAUCCUACCUCUGCUACUGUUGGGUCUCCUGAUAUUCAUCAGCAUCCUGAAUCCUCACGUUUAUUAUGGAGGCAUCAGCACUAUGGAGCUGGAGCGUGAGGACCACUCCUUCAAGGGCCUGGGCUACACACCAAUCACUAACAUCACCAGCCACAUCAUGGAAGGGGUGGCCCACGAGAUGCUCAUGCAGGAUCGUCUUGAGAUGUUUGCCAGUGAGGAGGACCUGGAGAACGCCAGCCUGUAUGAGCCUUCCAGCUACGUCGGUGUUGUGUUCAUGGACAGCUCUGCCACGUCUUACAGGCUACGCUUCCCGUACAACCAGCUGCCCUUACCAAGCGACUACACAGAAUCUAUUGCCAACUGUUUUACCAGCUCGGUUAACUGCAGAGCAGCUAAUUACUGGUACUCUGGCUUCAUCCGCCUCCAGUCUCUGAUCGAUGCCGCCAUCAUUCAGAUGCAGACGAAGCGUUCAGUGCGGAGCGAGAUGGACCUGAAGGUAGUAAUGAUGGGUCAGCCAGGCUCCGUGGAGGUGCAGAAAUUCCCCCACGCCCUCAUCUCCAUCUACCUGGUCCUGGCCUUCACACCCUUCGUCACCUUCCUCAUCGUCAACGUGGCGGCUGAGAAGGAACAUCGCCUCAAAGACACCAUGACCAUGAUGGGGCUCUACGACACCUCUUUCUGGUUGUCAUGGGGACUCCUGUAUGCUGCUCUGGUGACCACCAUGUCCAUCCUGAUGUCCAUCAUCGCUACGUACACGGCCCUUUUCCCUAACAGUGACUUCUUUGUUAUCUUCUUCCUCAUCUUCCUCUAUGGAAUAUCAUCAAUCUUUUUCUCCUUCAUGCUGACUCCGUUAUUCAAGAAGCCCAAGUUUGCCAGCACCGUGGGCUCCAUGCUGACGGUGGUGUUUGGCUGCUUGUCACUGUUCAACGUGCUGAUGAAGGACUUCCCACAGCCGCUGGUCUGGCUUCUCUGCCUGCUCUCCCCAAGCGCCUUCUCAAUUGGGAUCGCACAGGUGGUUCACCUGGAGGCCCAGGGAGAUGGUGCUGUGUUUUCCACCCUGGCCAAUGGCCCUCAUCCUCUGUACGUGCCCAUGCUCAUGCUGGUGUUGGACUGCAUCCUCUACCUUCUGUUGGCUAUCUACCUGGACCAGGUACUGCCUGGGGAGUUUGGAAUGAGGAGGUCCUUGGUGUACUUCCUGAAGCCAUCCUAUUGGUCCAAACGCAGAAAGCGCUACGUUGAAGUGAGCUCGGUGUACGAAACUGAGGUGAAAGGCGCUCCUAGUGGGGACGAGUACGAGUCUGUCGAGCCUGUUUCACCCGAGUUCAGAGGAAAAGAAGCCAUCCGCAUCAAUAACAUCCAGAAAGUGUACAAAGAGAAGGACAACGUGGUGGAGGCUCUGAGAGGUUUGACGUUUGACAUCUACGAGGGCCAGAUCACGGCUCUGCUGGGACACAGCGGGGCCGGCAAGUCCACUCUCAUGAAUAUCCUGUGUGGCAUCUGCCCGCCCACUCACGGCUCGGCCACCAUCUACGGCUCCCCUGUAGCAGAGAUCGCCGAAGCAUCAGAAAUGAAGCAGCUGGUGGGGAUUUGCCCCCAGUUCAACAUCAUCUUUGAUGUGCUCACCGUGGAGGAGCACCUCAGGAUAUUUGCUGCCAUCAAAGGGAUCCCACCUUCGGACAUCAACGCUGAGGUUACCAAAGUGCUGAAGGAUCUGGACUUGGAGAAGAUCAAGACUGCUCAGGCCAAGAAUCUGAGUGGAGGCCAAAAGAGGAAACUCUCUGUGGGCAUCGCCAUUCUCGGAGAUCCUAAGAUUCUGCUGUUGGACGAGCCCACGGCCGGCAUGGACCCCUGCUCCAGACACCAGGUCUGGUCGCUGCUGAAGAGCCGCCGAGCCGGCAGAGUCACAGUCCUCAGCACACACUACAUGGACGAGGCUGACAUUCUUGCUGAUCGCAAAGCUGUGAUUUCUCAAGGGCAGCUUAAAUGUGUUGGCUCAUCAAUGUAUCUCAAGGUCAAGUGUGGUGUUGGAUAUCAUCUCAGAAUGUCUAUCAACGAGGGAUGUGAAGCUGAAAACAUCACGUCACUGGUCAACCAGCACGUUCCCAAGGCAAAGUUGUCUCGACAACACGAGGCAGAGUUGACUUUCACUUUGCCUUUUGAGGGCAUGGACACAUUUUCAGGCUUGUUCUCGGAGCUCGACUGUCAGCCCAAUCUGGGAAUUAUCAACUAUGGGGUUUCCAUGACAACGCUGGAGGAUGUUUUUCUUCGUUUGGAGGCCGAGGCCGAGGUGGACCAAGCUGACUACAGUGUGUUUAAUCGGGAGCAGGCGGAGGACGAAAGUGACAACGCCUCUAUAGACGACACAGACCAGCGGCUGUUGACAUUCUCCGACAGCAAGUCAGAUGUCGUGUCGGGACACGCUCUGUGGCGGCAGCAGUUCAGCACCGUGGCCUGGCUGCACAUGCUCAACAUGCGCAGGGAGAAGAAGGCCUUCAUUUACACUCUGGCCUUGUUCCUGGUGUUUGUUGCCACGGUGCUCGUCCUGUCUGUGGCCACAGGAAACAUCCAGAUUCACUCCCCGGACCGUCAGUUCCUGCCCAUUUACCUCCUCAAAAAGAACCAGGAGCCGUGGAGAUACGCCACCAGCCUCCUGGUCCAGAACUCCUCAGGCUCCGAUAUUUCAGACUUCAUCCACAACCUGCAGUCUCAGGACAUCAAAGUGGAUUUGAUGAAACAGAGCGACUACAUGGCCGCAGCUCCCCACAGCGCCGCCAUCAACGUAACAGGAUCCAGCAAGCAGGGUUUCAGAUACAGUGUUGCGUUCAACAGCACAACAGUUCACUCUUUGCCCAUGGCUGUCAAUAUACUAAGCAACGCUCUUCUAAGAGGUCUGAAUGGUUCUGGACAGAUCCGAACCUGGACCAAACCGUUUGAUUAUCAAAUCCCAGACGCUACGUCCUACGCUCUGGUGUACAUAGAGGCCAUCAUACUGGGAAUGCUGGCAGCUGGAAUGCCUGCGUAUUUCGCUAUGGACCACACUCGAGACAGAGAGAUCAAGUGUCGCUCUACACUGCGUAUCUCUGGUUUGGUGCCGUCAGCCUACUGGUGCGGCCAGGCAGCUGUGGACAUCCCCUUCUACUACCUCAUCCUCUCCUGCAUGACCAUGAUACUCUUCUCUUUCCACACUGGAAACCUACUCACCUCCAGCAACCUCACCGCUGUGGUCCUGUGUACUGUCGGCUUUGGGCCAGCCAUGAUCCUCUUCACUUACGUGUUUUCUUUCGGCUUCCACCGAGUCCAGAGCAACAGGGAUUUCUUCUCUGUCAUCUCCAUGAUGGUGUGUGUGGUAUCAGCCUCGCUGUCAUUUUUUUUCAACGACAACCCCGACCUGACCAGAAACCUGCACAACAUCUUGUGUUUCUUCAACCCUCUGUAUCCUCUCAUGGGCUGCCUCACCUGCAUCACCAAGGCGACCUUCCUCCCCUCUCCGUACGAGGAGAACUUCUUGUGGAAGAACCUGCUCAUUGCGGUCAUAGCUCCCUAUCUCCAGUGCAUCCUGCUGCUUUUCCUGCUUCGUUGGCUGGAGAUGCGUUACGGAGGGAGGACAGUCGCCAGUCUCUCGUCCAAGUCAAAGUCCAGAGUGGAGAAAAAUCCAGAAGAAGGGCUGAACGAGGACGAGGAUGUUCAGAUGGAGAAGGCCAGAGUGAAGGAGGCCCUCACCUGCCAGUCCUGUGAAGAGAAACCAGCCAUUGUUGUGAGUAACCUCAGGAAGCAGUACAAAGGCAGAAGAGAAGGUUUUUCUCUGAACAAGAAGAGGAAAGUGGCCACAAAGAACAUCUCUUUCUGUGUUCGCAAAGGUGAAGUUCUUGGACUGUUGGGCCCCAACGGAGCAGGAAAGAGCACCAUCAUGCACAUGUUGUCAGGUGACACCGAACCCACUGCAGGCCAGGUGCUGAUGGGGGACUAUAGUACAGAGUUUCGACAGGUGGACAAUCCUCUGGAACAUGUGGGCUACUGUCCUCAGGUGAACCCUCUGUGGCCCCGGAUCACUCUGCAGGAGCACCUGGAGAUCUACGCUGCCAUCAAGGGCCUAAGAGGACAGGACGUACCAGGGAUCAUCAAACGUGUGGUGAACGCUCUGGAGCUGAAGGACCACUUGAACAAACAAGCCAAGACCCUGUCAGCAGGAAUCAAGAGGAAGUUGUGCUUUGCCUUGAGUAUGAUUGGGAAUCAUCAGAUCGUCUUACUGGAUGAGCCGUCGUCAGGGAUGGACCCCAAAUCUAAACAGCGCAUGUGGAGGGCCAUACGUGCUGCUUUCAAGAACCGUCAGCGGGGAGCCGUCCUCACCACGCACUACAUGGAGGAGGCCGAGGCCGUGUGUGACCGCGUGGCUAUCGUGGUGUCCGGCCAGCUGAGAUGUAUCGGCUCCAUUCAACAUCUAAAAGGGAAAUACGGUCGGGGCUACAGUUUGGAGGUAAAACUCAGAGAGGAGCUGACGGGACUCCAGCAAGUGGCGCUGCUGCACAAAGAGAUCCUCCGAAUCUUCCCUCACGCCGCCCGACAGGAGAGCUUUGCUACUCUGAUGGUUUACAAGAUCCCCAUGGAGGAUGUGAAAUCACUGUCCAAGUCUUUCUCUCAGUUAGAGAGCGCCAAGCAAUCGUUCAACUUUGAAGAGUACAACUUCUCCCAGUCGACUUUAGAGCAGGUGUUCAUGGAGUUUGCCAAGGAGCAGGAGAACGAGGAGGACGAGGUCGGCUCCCUCAGCACGACGUUCCAGUGGCAGCGUCUGCGCCAGGACGCCUCCGCUCCGGUCAACCACACAGAGAGCAUCGUGCACCAGCUUUGAACUCCACCUGAGAAAGGGAGCAGGCUGGUGACUGACCAGGACUGACCGAUCCCGAACCUGCCAGGCCUCGGUGUCCGAGGGCUCACGCCGGCACUUCGCCCGCUCCACGCAAAACCGACGCCCACCGCCCUUAAAAGAAUGGGACAGACCUGUGGGGGGGGUCUGACUGUGUGUGUUUGGGCUCAGGGCUGUUAUGGAAACCUUUCUCUUGGUCCGAGGCGUGCAUGUGUGUGACCCUCGUCCACUGGUGCUCCGUGUUUUCUGAAUCGCACUGACCAAGGGGGCCUGCGGUCUUUCUCGACACGCUGACGCGACACCUUCUCCUCUUUCUAAUGGUGUUUUUUUUUAUCUUCACAGGGAGUCAGUAAAAGGAAAAUAUAUAUAUAUAAAUAAUAUAUAAUAUUUAUGCUUUGUAAUCCUUUCCAUCCGUUCUCCUCUGCGGGACGCGUUACAGUAAGUGUGUUGAUGUUUUUGUCUGAUGUGUUUGUGAAGGUUUUUUUUUACCAGGACUGGAUCCAUCCACGAUCGUACCAAAGCAGCACAUCUCUGAACCACACACGUCCUCACACAUUGAAACUGACAAGUACUUUCUGUUUAUUGGUGUCAGUAGCAUGUGCAUAAAUAGUUCUAUUAUUGAUGCGGGGCGGUGGAAUGAGUCUGUCAACUAAAACACUGGAGAAGAGAUGCUCUCCACAGAGUCUGUAGACCGUUACAAAGCCCCCGAGUUAACAAACCAGACUCUCCUCAUUUUACACCAGCAUGCACAUCUUAACGUCCAGACGCACAUUUAAACUCUACAGUGUUUCAGCAUGCACGCUCAUGAGGAGGUUGAUUAUUUAGAAAAGUGGCUGAGGGUUUCGGGUCGAUGGUCUUUGCCCUGUGGCCUUCCUCUCUGCAGGUUUAGCUCCGAACUAGAACCCGUAGCUUUGGGAAUGUAGAGUAGAGAAUAUGCACGCCAGUACAUGUAGCACACCGCCCUUGUCAGACAUUAGCCAGGGCCCAUGAACCUCAAACAUGGAGAGACGUGGAGCUCGAGGUUCAGAUCUAGAUGAAGUCUUCUCUCAGCCAGGUUCCAUGAGGAUUUUUGAUAACUGAAUGUACGUUGGGCCUCCAGUGAGAGGAGGGUUUGUAACUCAGCAGCGACCGUUCGGCGCUCUGUUUCACUUUGGUGCCACUUUUAAUCACACAGCUGUGUUUUGUUAACUCUAUCUAGCCUGUUUGGUGUGUUAUUGUGUUGUGUGUGUGUGUGUAUAUAUAUACUGUGAGUAGCUGCGGCUAUAUCUGCAUAAUCUAGUAUUUGUACAAGCAGGUGCGUUGUUGGUGCAAUACCUAUCAGCAAACCGAUAAAUUGUAAUUUUUUUCAUGACAUUCAGGUGAGAGGAUGACGCGGUUAAAGGGAAUUUAAGACACUUUGUUUAACAGACUUGAGAAAUAUGUGAUUUGUUGUGUUGAGUUUAGUUUUGUUAAAGAUCAUAAACGGACCUGGGAGGGUGAUAUUUGUCUAACACAACA